Molecule: messenger RNA, 799 nt
Organism: Glycine soja
Lineage: Eukaryota; Viridiplantae; Streptophyta; Magnoliopsida; Fabales; Fabaceae
Exons: 2
Coding region: 220-636 (138 amino acids)
Source: RefSeq, a predicted model, not a curated record
GUGUAACAAAACAAAACCCGGCUAUUCACAGACGAAGAAAUAGAAACUAACCCACAUCUAUUUUUCUCAUUAAUUUUAAUAUAACAAUGGAUUUCAUUCCCUUCAAACACGGGACCUCUCUAUAGCAGCAGUUUCCAAUAAUUCCACCGUUUUCUUUUCUUCUUUUUCUUUUCAUUUUCCUCUUCCUCUUUAAAAAAAAAAAAAAAAAAAAGAAGCGAGAUGAGGUUUUUCUUCGAGUUCGUGUCUUGUUGCGGUUUGCUGACUCAGCGCGUGCCGGAGCCGGCGGUUCCGGCGGCGGAGGAGGAGAUGUCUCUGGUUCCGGCGGCGGAGGAGGAGAGGUCUCUGGUUCCGGCGACUGUGGUCUCCGUCGUGCCCUCCCGCCGACCAUGCCGCAAGAAGAUGCGGAUGGGCGCGGCGGAGUGGAGGCCGUCGCUGAGGUCGAUCUCGGAGGAUGUUGCGGCACCGCCGCCGAGGGAGAGAGAGAGUCCCCGAAAAGGCGCGGUGGCCUCGGCCGGAAGGGAUGCGAAGAGGAGGAGCAGCGGCGGAGCCGCCAAGGUUCGGCACCGGAGUUACAGCGACGGUUAUUACGGGUCAGCACCUUCCAUGCCGAUGAUGAUGCCAACAUUUAUGUUCUAAACAUUAGAGUUGAAUUUAUAACAGUAAAUGUGUAUAUAUACGGACUACUUGGAUUGGGGUUAAAAAAGAAAAAGAAAAAAAAAAAGCGUUGUAGAGGUGUCAUUUUGCAUUGUUAAUGCAAUUAUAGCCUUUUAUUUUAUUUUAUCAAUCCAUUGUUUAUAAA